Messenger RNA from Plasmodium knowlesi strain H, 2382 nucleotides. RefSeq names its product conserved Plasmodium protein, unknown function. Bases 1 to 2382 code for a protein of 793 amino acids. The transcript has a single exon. Lineage: Eukaryota; Apicomplexa; Aconoidasida; Haemosporida; Plasmodiidae. The record is from RefSeq and is a predicted model, not a curated record.
AUGGUGACGAGACGAAAAGCCAGAGAAGUGGUGAAAAAGGUCGCAGAAAGGUACCUCCCAUGGGUUAGCAUCGCUCACUUGGUUUGCAGUACCCUUCUGUUGAAUUAUCUUGUGGCACACUUGGUAGUUACGACCUUAUGGUUUUUUCCUAAGGGGGGAAAGGACCAACUAAUAAAGGAGGAAAAAUUGACUAGCGCUACCCUCGAAGGAGAGCAGAACAAACACAGGGGAGAUAAUCACCACGAUGAUUUUGUCGUCGACACAAUCUGUUUGACCUACAUCCUUUUAUCUGUCCUCUCUUGUAUUAUCAGACUUGUAACUGUAUCCACGCAGAGGAGGAGGAAGAGGAGGAAGGAAGGUGCCGAUGUGGAAGGACGAAUGAAUACAUCGAUCAAACAGGAGAAUAUCCCUCUCGCGACACGAUGGAAGAGACAAGUGUGGGUUGCGUGCACCCAUCUGAUUAGUUACGUCAUCCUCGCAUUGUUGGGUCUACACAGAGGGAGGGGAGGUAAAUCUGCCUUCUUCCCAUUCAUCCUGGUAGUGUGUGAAAUGGGCACUCCACUUAUCUCCCUACUGAACAUCGUAGGAUCAGUAAAAAAGGGUUAUAUAAAUAGCUACCUGAAGGAAAAAAAAAAAAAAAAAAAAAAAAAAAAAAAAAUUAACAAAGUAGAAUUAUUCCUCUUCUUAUUCUACUUCGCUAUUGAAAAACGUUGGAGAAAAAAUCUCCGUCGCAACGAUGGAGGACAGGUGUUAGACGCCCAAAGGGAAGAGAACAAAGGGAGAAAUACUUUUUCUUUCAGUCUAAAGAAGGAGUGGUUUCUCCGCAGAUGUAUUAACUUAUGCGUGGACUGGUUGGAGCGCCAGCUGAGUUCCUUUCAGUUAUGCAACAUCGGGAGGGGAGAGGAAUCCACCGCAGUGAGGGUACCCUCCAAUAGGACGCACUCUCCAAAAUCAUCCCGCGAAGGGGGGAUAUCCCCCCCGGGGAACGUAACCUCUCAUGUAGGAACAAACACUGUGGAAAGGCACAGAGGUGAAGAGGCGAGGAUGAAAUCGAAUAAAGAGAAUGAAGAAGACAAUCUAAGUAGAGGAAGAAAUGAGGGAGGAAGUUCCCACUUCGAAAAGAAAUCUGCUGAUGCACAGUUGAAGGGAACGACUGGAAGCGAAGGGAAUGGUGGUUGUUCUUCCAAUCCAGAGGAGAAGCAUUAUAUGAAAAAGAGGAUGGAACAAGAUUCAGCUAGUCAUACACAUGAGGAGAGAUUAGAUAGUGAGGGUGAGUUAUGCGAGAGGGUCAAGAAAAAUGCUCACAAGUACAAACAUUUCUACCAUCAAUAUUGUAGGGAGGAAGGCGAAGAUGUGCUGGAGGACGAGAGCAGCUCAAGGGAAACCCCCUUUUUGAAGUUUCCCAUGCAGAGGGAGCGAAGAAAAUUCAAUGUCAUCCAGGGUGGCCGUGAUCACCAACAUGGUAGUGAUGUAGCAUCGCCAAAGGAGACAACACCACACAGUGGUGAUAUUCCCUUGUCACUCCUACACACUGAAAGACACAACAUUAGUGAAAAAGAGAGAUUCAAUUUUGGGAACGCCCAAAUGAAGAACCUGAAUGAUAGGCGGAGUUACACCUCGUUGUACUUCCCCUCCGUUAUCGAAACGGACAUGGAGAGGGGGAGUAUCAGCCAAGACAGAAUCAUUGAUCGAAGCGGAAGUGGCGGAGGCAAUGAGAACAUGUGGAACGCUUCUCCAUGCAAGGCGAAGGAGAAAUCUCCCUCAGAGGCCAACCCUCACAAACAUUCAGAUCCCCGUGUCGACUUACAUGCAAGAGACAAAUUGGAAGGUAUCGAAGAAGAGGGUACUUGUUUAAACGAAAGGGGAGAAGAGAACUUCUCCGUUGGGCAUCUCCUGAAUGAUGUGAAUCGAAGGGAGGAAUAUAUCAACGCCUCCUUGCUCAUGGAUGGGAAAUAUCUCCAAAAAGGAAAAGAAAGGAAGAAGAUGAAGGAAGGAAAAAAACACCAUUGUGUUUAUCUUUCCCCCGAUGGGAUGAAGUACUCACAUUCGAAUAAGGGAGAAGACAACGUAGUGAGUAGCAACGAAAUGAACUCCCUUGAAGCCCAUAUCAGAACUUCCCUCUCGAACUUCAAAAGGAAGAAGGAAAUACUUACUUUCAUAAACGAUAUUUAUAAUACUAUUUUUAUGAUAAGCAUUUUGUCCAUGCUCCUCACGAAGGGCAUUCUUAUAUGUACCUUUCUGUACUUCCUCCACCGUGUGCCAAUCGCCUCAGGUCGAUCGUUCCCAUCUGGUCUGUUCUCCUUGUUGCAGAUAUGCCACUUUACGCUCUUCCAUUUGUACGUGCGCGAGUACAGAGCAGGUAAGCGGUAUGAUCGUACAUAA